Molecule: messenger RNA, 795 nt
Organism: Melanotaenia boesemani (Boeseman's rainbowfish)
Lineage: Eukaryota; Metazoa; Chordata; Actinopteri; Atheriniformes; Melanotaeniidae
Exons: 6
Coding region: 1-663 (220 amino acids)
Source: RefSeq, a predicted model, not a curated record
AUGGAGGGAGAGAGCAACGAAAGCGGGACGACUUCUAUCCAAGCUGAAACACUAACUCAAAGUUGCAGUGAGGAGGACUGCGACGAGUCCAAAAACUUCCAGGAACCAGAGGAAGACAACAAGGCUGACAGUGGAACCUGUGAAGAAGAGACUGAAGAGGAUCUAUGUAUCAGUGGUGCAGAGACGUUGCCACAGGAUACUCUGACAGCCACGAACACACAGGGUGAUGAUGACUUUGUCCCAUUGUCCCCACUGCCAACAGAGAAAGGGAUGAGCCCCCCUUCGGUGUCAUUUCAUCCCUCCAACACACAGAAUCGCCCAUCUGAACCCUGCUGGUACUGCCUGAGGUCUCUUGAUUCAGAGUAUCGUCCUGAAGCAGCUAAACAGGAAGACUCAGAUGCUGCAUCAACAUUGCCCUCUAGUGGCCAGAAAGUGAGCUACCAGACAGACCCUCGACCUCACUUUGGUGUCGCUUGUUCCUCCCGCUCCACGUGUCGCCCUCUGUGGGGCAGUGAGGGGCCCUGCUGGGGACAGAGGAACCAGGAGGUGCCGGAUCAGACAGACACCUGUCCUCAUUGCCAUCUGGGCUUGCCUCUUGAAACACUGCGAUGGCAUGAGACAAAAUGUCUACUGUUCGACGGGUUGAGGAGCUUGAAGAAAUGAAACCAGAUCUCAUUAAAAAAUGCUGCUUUUUUAAUGUCUGCUUCCUGUAUUCUCAGGAAAUUCUUUGCACCUUAAUUUUAUUUAUUUAUUUUGCAGUAGAUGCUUGUGCUAUUAAACAAUUAGUUUGGUCAU